CUCUUACGCUCAUUACAUGACCACAAAAAUCUCUCUCGCCCAUUUAUCCUCCCUAUAUGCCGCCCUACAACCUCAUAUAUAUCCACCUCCUUACACUUCACUUCCAACACAAACUGGAGAAAUGGCAUUCAUUAAACUAUGCUUCUUACUUUUGCUGCUCUUCUCCUUCCUCCUUUCCCUCCAAGGAUUUCAAACUCCAUUUAUACUUCCUCUCCAACAAGGGGUCUAUCAGUAUCCGCCAUUGCAUUUGCAGGCAACGCAUGGCGGUAAAGAAGGGAAGACGAAACGGAGUUGGAGGAGAUUGAUGAUUGGAUCUACGGCUCCUACCUGCACUUAUAACGAAUGUAGAGGAUGCAAAUACAAAUGCAGAGCGGAACAAGUCCCGGUUGAAGGAAACGACCCAAUCCAUAGUGCAUACCACUACAAAUGCGUUUGCCAUAGGUCAUGAUUAU
Molecule: messenger RNA, 452 nt
Organism: Hibiscus syriacus
Lineage: Eukaryota; Viridiplantae; Streptophyta; Magnoliopsida; Malvales; Malvaceae
Product: EPIDERMAL PATTERNING FACTOR-like protein 9
Exons: 3
Coding region: 17-448 (143 amino acids)
Biological process (GO): positive regulation of stomatal complex development
Source: RefSeq, a predicted model, not a curated record